GUACAUGAUUUUCGAUGUAAACUGUCGAUAGUUUUCAUAUCGAUAGUUCGGCAACACUACUUUCAAUUCAGUUUAUUUCGACAGAGUGACAAAGUCAUAGAAAAAAGACAAAACAAAUUAAAAUCAAAGACAAAUUUCAAACUGCCUAUACAACCUACUAACAAGAUCAUCUAGCGAAAUCUUUCGUACACGUUAAACACCGAAGUUUUGGCUGUACGGAUGUAUAAUCUUUUGCCUUCUCAAUUGAAAAGUUCUUGAUAGAAAUCAGCUGAGGUUUUUGGCGGGAUUUUAUCGAGUGCGCUUGGCGUCUUAUUUAUAUUAUUCUUAAAUUUGUUCAUAGUGGAUAUUGUGAAAUAAAAGUGGUGUGAUUUUGUGUUACAACCGUCUGCGCAACUGAAGAAUUUGUGGAAUCUUUAAAAUAUACGCUAUUCCGGUCAAGUGGACGUGAAUACUUUAUUGUAGUAUUGACUACUUCACAGAAGCUUAUCGAAAAAGACAACUGGAUAUAUUUCGUGCCAAACACUCCAAGAGGCAUUAAAAUGUUCACCAAACACCCACAUUCUAAUGUAAAAAAAAAAGGUUGAUACAAAAAUAAGACGAUGGCUGUAUGGCUUUGCCUUUGCCUUUCUCAAUAGAAAAGAAAAGAACUAAAAAAAAAGAAAUCAGCUGAUACAAAUGACAGUGACAUUCACUACGAAAACUUGUCAAAUUCGAAUUUUCAAAGUUUGAAUUCUAUUCACAGUAACUGUAAUUCUUGUUUCGUAAUCAUAUUCAUAGUUACUAAAUUAAAUAACAAACCAACAAAUUUCAUCAUGAGUUUGCUGAGUGCUGUAUUACAAGAAGCUGAUAAAGCCAGUUCAGAAGAAUUGAAAAAACAUUGUGAUUCGUUACUGCCAAAGAUGAGAGAGCUUCAUGAACGUAUUCAAUUAAUUACGUUUGAUCUACAGCAGAACUUUUUAGAUCUGUUUGUUCAUUUUUGUCCUACCAAAAGUUUGGAACAGCUUAACUAUAAAAAUAGGAAAAGUAACAUCAUAACCGAUUAUUCUAAAAUAGCAGAAGAAAUUGAAAACUCACGCCGAAAUUGUGGAGAGACGGAAGAAGAGCUUAUGAAAUACUACGAAAAACUUAAUGAAUCUAUAAAAAUAUUUAAUGAGGCAUGUACUGUAACAGAGGGUAAGAAAAUUCUAGAAAAAGCAGAUCAUGAAUCCAGACGUUAUAACCAUAUUGAAGCUAUUCAGUCUAUCAAAGAGCUUCAGAAGCAAUUAAAGUGUUUGAAAUUCGAUGACAAACUUGGAAGAGGUUUGUCAACUCUAAAAGCUCAAGCUCAAAACCAAUUAGCUGUGUAUAUUGCCCAAGUCAAUGUAGAAUGGGAAGAUAUUUUUAAAUGGACUGAGAAAAAGAGUGUGUAUUUUAUCACUUAUUCCUUAUCUGUUCAACAAAGUGACCCAUUGCUUAUACAAAGGGUACUAAAAACUUUGUACACCUCAGAAAUCAUGAAUGCCGGACUUGGUCAAUUUUCUCAUUUCUUUAUUGAAAAAUUAUUACACAAUGUUAUUAGACACAACUGUGACAUAUAUACUGAAGAUCAUCUUGGAGCUCUGGAGUUUAACAUAAGGAUAGAUCUCAACGAUAAAAAUAAACCUACUUAUCAAAUAAUUUUUAAUAAUCUCACAGCAAUAUUUGAGUUUCUUGAAACUACCCUUGGUUCACAAUUUGACUGUGACAAAAAAUUCAUAGAAGUGUUUGCAAACACAAUUCGUGAAAAAUUUUUCAAUAAAUUAAUUGAUGAUUGUAUCAAAUAUAAUUUGCCUUCAUGUGAAAGCUCUUACGAGAACUACAAAGCCAUUGUUGCUGAGUUAGACUGUUUCAACAAAUUCUUGAUUGAAAUCAGGUUUGUUGAAGCUGAAAAGUCACCUCUUAACAAAUACAUUGAUGAUACUGAGUGUGUGCUUUAUGAGAAGAAAUGUGGUAAGCUGCUUAUACAAGUGCGCUCCUUAUUGUCAGAGAGUCUUUUAAAUACUAAAGAAAUGGUUGGUAUUGCACCAGCUGAAGAAAAUGAUUCCAUUCUAGAUGUAACUGAGAAAGAAUUUACAUGGGACUUGAACAAGCCAUUGUUUCUCCCUAGAUGCCAGAUUUCCUCAAGUGUUAAGAAAAUAAUGGAUCUUAUUGUCAAACAUUUGGAGGAGAGCUUGAAAUUACCUGAAAAGUACCAGAAGCUUCUAGUUUUGACCAUCAAGGAUAUAGCUGUUAUGUAUCAGACAUUAGUACCUGCAAAAUUCAAGUCUGAAUUAGAAAGUUGUCCAUGGGCAAUAGGAAUAUUUUUCAACAACUGUUUUUAUUUGGCACAUGGUCUUGUGGGCCCUCCAUGGAAGCUCAUCUUGCCUGCUAACUUGGCAGACAUGUUGAUGACAGUGCUUCUUGAAUGCAUUCAGGAUCUACGAGUAAUAGCACUUGAAAAAAUAUCAUUGUUUUUAGAGAAAAAAAGGAAAAUGAUUACAGAUAGUAUAUUAGAAACGGAUGAUACAGAAGAGGAUGCUUGGACAAUGAAGAAUUUUGAAACAUUUGACAUGGCCAUGAAUGACUGUUUGUGCUCCUUGAGUGGACUUUGUGGCUAUUGGCACAACACUCUUCCCUCCAGAAUGUUUGAGAUGGCCAUGAGUACUUUAAUUCAAGUGUUGUGUCAAUGUGUCAUAAAAAGGGUGUUUGAGGGGCAAUCAAUUAGCGAACCUGUUGCUUUUAUGUUAGAGCAACAUUUAAAUAAUAUGCAUGCAAGCGUUAGUAGCUACUUUUUGGUGCCCAACGGAAACUUCGCUAGUAAAAUCAGCGCAUGGGUGAAAUUUGGCAAACUCCGUGUGCUGAUGAGGGCCCAACUCCAGCAGUUGGUAGAACUCUGGUACCAGGACAAAGAGGUCAAAGAGCAUUUCACUUGCGAGGAGGUUCGACACAUUAUAAGGAUGAGAUUCCCGGACACACAGUACAGACUGAAAAUACUUCAAGAGAUACAGUGAAAGUGAUUAUGGUACUCUUUUACUAUACAUAAUUAUUUGAUAAGAUUUCUUUUGUGAUGGAUUCUUAGGGAUUUAACCAACAAUGUUUACUUCUGCGCAAUAACGGUCAGCGCUAGAGUUUCGUGUCGCGAUUUAUACCUAAUGUGUGAGCUUAGUAAGUUUAAUUUAAAUACACACAGGUGCUAUUGUAUCGAAAAUUCGUUCCAAAAAAGUCAAAUUAGUUUAUUAUUAGAUUGUAUACCUAGUCAUAAGUACCUAUGAUUAAGCAAUAAAAAUUUUGAUACAGUUUUAUGUAUAU
This is a messenger RNA of Chilo suppressalis (striped riceborer), 3306 nucleotides long. NCBI's taxonomy places the organism in Eukaryota, Metazoa, Arthropoda, Insecta, Lepidoptera, Crambidae. The record is from the annotation of a GenBank genome assembly.